Molecule: messenger RNA, 1317 nt
Organism: Amphimedon queenslandica
Lineage: Eukaryota; Metazoa; Porifera; Demospongiae; Haplosclerida; Niphatidae
Product: cell surface glycoprotein MUC18-like
Exons: 3
Coding region: 144-1196 (350 amino acids)
Biological process (GO): T cell costimulation; immune response; positive regulation of T cell proliferation
Cellular component (GO): external side of plasma membrane
Source: RefSeq, a predicted model, not a curated record
UGUGAUGAGUGACACUUGAUGUCUCAUGUGGUGGUUAGCAUGACUCGUGUUGCUUGAAGUAUUUAGCACUUAUUAAACCAGGGCCCUGUGAAUGUACUUAGAGCUGCCAUCUUGUUCCAAUAAUAGCCUCUCUCUUCUUGUCAAUGACUGCUGUACUGAUGAACAAUUUAAUUGUAAUAUUCUCUGCUGCUUUAAUCUUUUUCCAGAUACAAAACUGUAGUCCUGUAUCUGCUCCAAUGGAAGAUAUUGUAUUUAAGGAUGGUAGUAUCAGUGUAGUGACAUUAGGACCAGAUAACAUUGAGUCUUCAAUCAGUAUCAACUGUACUGUACUCAAUAAUGGAUCAUUUCAGUUGGACUGGUUACAUAAUGAUCAGCAAUUAUUCGGUGAUAGGGUCAUGAUUGAUAUAACUAGAAGAUCAACAAAGUUACAAAUAACUAACAUAUCAUUCCAUGAUGAAGGAGUCUACACCUGUAUAGUGUACCGCCAAAAUGACCCACGGGAAUAUCAAAAGAACUUUAAAGUUGAAUUAAAAGCUACAUUAAGAAGUCACCCGACCGCUAGCAGCUGUCACGAUAACAUUGGAUUGAGCUGUGAGAUGAGUGGCUACCUCAGACCAGAAAUAAAAUGGAUGGAAAACAAUACUAAAACUAUAUCCAACAGCGAGCAAUACACUGUACUAACAACUGCAGGUAGGAACCAGACCUCCAUUAAUACUAAAGGAGAUUCCUCUACCAGUGUAGUAAGCAUACUCUCCAUUCAUGAUCCGUUAAAAGUUAAAGACUCUUCCUUCACCUGUUCAGUACCUGGUACUGAUCUAAACAUUACUCUACCUUUUACACUAAAUACCUCAACACAUCACGAGGAUUUAACGUCCAUUGUCCCUCCAUUGUCCACCAGUCCUUCGUCCAGUAGUCCAGUGUCCACUGUUCUAGUUACGCUAUUGUCCAUAUUGGGUUUAGUGACAAUACUCCUGUGUAUUUCUGUACUGUCUCUUGUAACGGCAACUUUUUACUGCAAAAGUAAAGAGACUAGAAAAGAAGUUCCGUCAAACAUAGUUGGAGGUACCCUACAGUCGGUGAUACUAACAAAUAAUGCAGCAUACUCCAGUGCACUGACGGGUAAUGUUGAAACUGAGACGAUAUACGAAGAGAUAAAGACGUCACAAGAUGAAGAUUAUGAUGAUGGAUACAUUUAGUUAGAAAAAUGAACAAAACUUUAAGUAUCUGAGAAAACAUUGUAUUUGCAAGUAUGAAACUAUUUAAUCAUUGCAUACUUUAGAUAGCGGUAGUUUAAGUUCCAUAAACUUCACCUGUAAA